Molecule: messenger RNA, 2964 nt
Organism: Amoebophrya sp. A25
Lineage: Eukaryota; Dinophyceae; Syndiniales; Amoebophryaceae
Source: the annotation of a GenBank genome assembly
AUGGUCAUACGAUGGAAUACAUAUGCGCACCGAAGCCAGAGACGGACACGACGAUGCGGGAGAGUGUUCUUGAGCAGGAUGAAUCUAUCGACGUUAUCAUUAAGAAAGUAGACAUAGACACUGAAUGUAAUUGAUAGAUGAUCAUGCUCCACUUCGAGCUUGGGCACAUCCAUCAAUGAAGGGCAAGUAGGCUUUUCUGUAGCUUUAAGUGUUUCUGUUUUUAGUACCGUUUGUUAUGGCACAGAAACGCAACCAAGACAGAACGACCUCUAAUAUCACAACAAAGCGAGGAGGAACGAACUUACUUGACGGCUCGACCUCUCUUGACGGCAGUACCGCCACUGGAUUUUCAGACGGCAGCAGCCAGGAGGAUGAAAAAAUUGUAAUCUUCACUUCACCAUAAUCUUCUCUAUGUAUUUUGUCCUUCAUAAUCAUAAUCAUAAUCAGCCAUAAUCUAUCUAUCAUAAAUAAUUACGCAGCACUCACUCUGAAGACCUGAAUGAUUCAACACACGACCCAUCCAGAUCACUGGGAAAUCCAAGAUUAUGCGCUACGGCAGUGUAUAAGUUCCUUGCCAUGCCUUUCUCCUUCGCUUUUCCGCAUGGUCGCAAAGAACGUGCAUAGAACAGGAUGUCUCUUUUGACGCCGCAGAUGAAGAUGACCUGGGGGCAAUCGAUUCGAAGGAGUCGAGCAGCCAGUGUGCGAGUGUCGAAGGAGAGGGAAAUAAGACGUACUAGCCAGGGUUAGACGUACUUGAAUUUUCAGCAACAUCAUGAUUUAGACGUGCUAAUCUUUAGUAAUUAAAUUUGUAUUUGUAAUUGUAUUUUUUUGAUUAUAAGAGUGCUACACCUACUACUAGAAGUUCCACCAAUAUGCACCACAGUCCUCGUCUUACUUACUUGUUUACAUCCAUGAUCUACAUAUUAUCGCAUAGUAUUACUUGUUUACAUCCUCCAUGAUCUACAUAUUAUCGCAUAGUAUUACUGGUUUAUAUCCGUGAUCUACAUUUUAUCGCAUAGUAUUACUUGUUUACAUAUACAUCCUCCAUGAUCUACAUAUUAUCGCAUCCAUAGUAUUACUGGUUUACAUCCAUGAUCUAAGUACAUAUUAUCGCAUAGUAUUACUGGUUUAUAUCCGUGAUCUACAUUUUAUCGCAUAGUAUUACCUGUUUACAUCCAUUGACGUAACAAGAAGAACAAGAAGAAAAUGCAUCAACAUGAAGGACAAUAAUCAAAAGUUCGGUAUUGUUAAACAGAAAAUUACCAGAGCAGAGUCGAACAUUUGCAUGUCGCUGAAACUGAAGAGGCCUCGGCUCUCUGUUUUAAGAUCAAGACGUAUAGGUACUUAUACCAUCUUGCACUGAAGAAAUAGGAAAAAAAACAACGAGUACUGCAGCCAAUUUCUUUACAGGGAGGAGUUUGUUUAGUAAAAAUAUAGUGCAACACACACAGAUCAGUACUAUCAACUAAAGCAACACAAAUUUGAUUAAACUAACACCACUCCUCUCAACGGAUUGAAACUCUUGUGAGAAGGAAUUGGUGAAACCUCUCCUGCGUCCUAACGCACGAUUGGAAACCUCUAGGGCAGGUAAAUGAGUCGUGAAUGAAUGAAUCUACACAUUAUCUCAUAAUUCAGCAGAUGAAUACAGAACCAUGUCUAUUUCUAUCAUUCCAUUUACUUACAUUGCGAAAAAAAGAUACUGUCUGUUGGAAAGUGUCUAUCCAUGAUCAUGGAAAGGGGAAAUCUCGUUGAAAGGUAGAAAGAUCUUCAAAGCAUUAUAUGGAAUAACACUACGCCAAAAGCGAACAUAGAAAAGGGCUUUUUUUUUUGCGUUUUUUGUACCUUAUUCGUCUCAGAAUCGAAGUUUUUCAUUUUGAGACGAAUAUUGCCCAGCUGAUCCCUGGGCUUCAUGUGCGUUUUUUGGCUAAAAAACCACUUUUCUAUGUUCGCUUUUGGCAUGGUGUUACUCCAUAAAGCAUUAGCAUGAAAACGCAUGGAUGCGUGAUAAAUGAAAGUAGUUACACAUUAUAGAUUUAACUGCAUGAAGAUUAUUAUUAUUAUUAUUAGGAGAAGGAUAGACGGUUAUCCACAGACCUACAGACGGCCCGGCGGGCGGAAUCUGAAGCACAACGACGCGUUAGGCAAAUACAGGAGAGUCCUAACGAGAGGCGCCGCGGUCCGGGUGCGUUUGCCGGUGCCGUCAUGGUAAGUAAGAAGAAGCCAGAGACCUCGAACCAACACCGAAAAAGGGUAAGCAGGUGCAGCGGUGAAGAAAGCAGAGAAACAUCGUCGGGGGCAUUUAGUCGAAAGCCGGUGCGCCGCGCCAAGGCAGCCCGAAGUUGCCUAAAAAUUGAAAAUCAAAUGUAUCUAAUAUUAUAAUUCUUAAAUGAAUAAUUGUAUGUAGAUGAUCCUGAUCGCUUUUGUUGGCAAUAUACUGUACUAAAUACAACAAACAGAAACAACUACAGAGUUACUCAAUCAUUACACGAUCAUGGGAAAAAAGUUGUACGAUCAGCAUAAUGUCUACUAGAUCAACAUCAUAGAAUCGAGAAUGGUUGUACUUGUAAAAUUAUGGAUAGUUUGAAUUACUUUACUAUGACGCCGGGAGAAUUUGAAAUCGAAUUGCGAUUGCUGGGUAGUUGACCAAAGUCAAAGAUGUCGUAAAAAACUACAUAUUAUAUGUGAGCAAACUACAACCGAGGAGAGCGAAGCGCCACAUGUCAUCACGAGACAGAAGCACAAACGCAAGAAGAGCUCCUCUUGCCUCUAACUAUCUUCGGUAACACUCACAUUCACAAACAGCUACCUCUUCCAAUAUGUAUCUUCGUUAAGGGUAAGACGUCAAAGCAGAAGUAGAAGAAAGGCUGCAUGAUAGAAGACAGAAAAAGAAGAGCUAAACAGAUACAAGGCGAUCGGAAAGAAGAACGAGAAGUGCAUCGGUUGUGAAAAUGUCGAACAUUUAUA